Messenger RNA from Periophthalmus magnuspinnatus, 2754 nucleotides. It is a transcript of the gene slc6a16a, whose product is annotated as solute carrier family 6 member 16a. Gene Ontology annotation, cellular component: membrane. Lineage: Eukaryota; Metazoa; Chordata; Actinopteri; Gobiiformes; Gobiidae. The record is from RefSeq and is a predicted model, not a curated record. The coding region runs from base 225 to 2306 and encodes 693 amino acids. The transcript has 12 exons. Gene Ontology annotation, biological process: sodium ion transmembrane transport.
GUCCCAGCUCACCCUCAGCAGCGCACUGUGUUUGACUUUUACACGCGCGCUGCUCCACCACAGAAGAUUAACCAAAGCGCAUGGAGAACAAAUAAAAGAAGCUGCGCGUUUCUUCUGCUGACGGGACUGAGAGGAGACGUGGCGAGCAGAGAGAGCAACUGUGAGGACUCUGUGGAAACUCUACUCCGCCGUGGGACCAGUGCUGUCAGCGUGGUAACUCUUAGAUGGAGAAGCCCUCUCUAAACGGCGAGGAGCGGGCAUGGCUGGGGCAGAGCCAGUCUCAGGCUCAGCUGACCAGCACAGACGAUGCAGAGGGAGGGGAGACCGGCUCAGGAGACCGCCCCGCCUGGGACUCCAAGCUCCAGUAUGUCCUGGCCCAAGUAGGCUUCAGCGUGGGCCUGGGCAACGUCUGGAGGUUCCCCUAUCUCUGUCACCAGAACGGAGGAGGAGCCUUCAUGCUGCUGUACGUUUUCCUUUUGGUCAUCGUGGGGGUGCCUCUGUUUUUCAUGGAGCUAGCGGCUGGUCAGAGCAUCCGGCAGGGCAGCAUCGGCGUUUGGAAGCACAUCUCACCCAAACUGGUCGGCAUUGGAUAUUCCAGUUGCAUGGUUUGUUUCUACGUGGCUCUAUAUUACAACGUCAUUAUCGCCUGGAGCUUGUUCUACCUCGGUAAUUCAUUCCAAUAUCCUCUGCCCUGGCACCAGUGUCCCGUAGACGUCCACACCAAUGAAACAGUUAAAGAAUGUGCCAAAAGUUCACCCACGUCGUACUUCUGGUUUCGGAAAGCCCUAAACAUCACAAAUUCUAUAGAUGAGUCUGGAGAAUUCAAUCUGAUCAUGACGGGUUGUUUGCUAGCUGCCUGGGCUAUCGUGUCACUGGCGAUGAUUAAAGGCAUUAAGUCGUCUGCGAGGGUGAUGUACUUUUCCUCCGUCUUCCCCUACGUGGUGCUCUUCAUAUUUCUGAUCAGAGGGUUAAUGCUGGACGGAGCCAUGGACGGAAUCACCUACAUGUUUUAUCCAAAAUUGGAGAUCUGGGGGAACGUGCAGGUUUGGCGUCAGGCUGCCACACAGGUCUUCUUUGCCCUGGGCCUGGGGUACGGCUCCGUCAUCGCUUACUCCUCCUACAACCCCGUCAACAACAACUGCCACAGGGACGCACUCAUGGUCUCCUGCAUCAACUUCAUGACCUCAGUCCUGGCUUCGCUCGUGGUUUUCGUCGUGCUCGGGUUCCGUGCCAAGACGAUAGCGCAGAGUUGUGUGGCGAGUAAUCUUGGGCAGCUGAACAUAAUGGCGACAGAGAGCUCCACGCAGCACUGGUGGCCUUGGUUCAACAUCACAGAGCCCAGCGCUGUGGCCAUAGAUGACUACAGGGAGUGGUACAGGCACUACAGCAGCAUGGUGGGCCCCAACAUCAGCGACUGCAGUCUGGAGGAGGAGAUGAACAAGGGUGUGGAGGGCACCGGCUUGGCGUUCAUAGCGUUUACUGAGGUCAUGGCUCUUUUCCCGGGCAGUCCCUUCUGGUCCACCCUGUUCUUCCUCAUGCUGUUAAACCUGGGCCUGAGCACCAUGUUUGGGACCAUGCAGGGCAUCCUCACCCCCCUCAUGGACAACUUCAGCCUGCUGGGACGCCACCGCACUCUGCUCACGGUGUCCAGCUGCGUUUUGGGCUUCAUCAUUGGACUGCUGUUUACCCAGAGAUCUGGAAACUACUUUGUCACCAUGUUUGAUGACUACUCUGCCACUCUGCCACUGAUUAUUGUGGUCAUCUUUGAAACCAUCAGUGUGUCCUGGGUUUAUGGCACAGACCGCUUUAUGGAUGACAUUGAAGUUAUGCUCAAAUGGCGCCCUCCAGUGAUCUACAAGUAUCUGUGGAAAUAUGUGUGUGUUCUGGCCAUGGGAGGUCUUCUGGCUGCUAGUUUCCUGCGCAUGGUCUUCAAAGGGCCCACAUACACAUCCUGGAAUCAAGAAACGGCCUCUGAGAAGACCCUGGAGUACCCGGGCUGGGGCAUGGCUAUGAUCGUGAUGCUCAUAGUUUUUGCCAGUCUGCCUGUUCCCAUCGCCUACAUCCACUAUAUGGUACAGAGCCGUAGGAUUCGCAGCAUAAACUCAGAGGAGAGGGACAGUCCGGACAUGCAGAGGGAGCUGUACACCAAGUGUAACUCUGUGGAACAGCUCGACUUCAACCAUCAAGGCCGUGCUCAAGAACCAGACAGCCCCAGGGUGGGCCCCAUAUUCUUACCAGGGGGCCAUGAACUGUACCGGCUGCUGCCCCAGCAGGAGGAUGAUGAGGAACAGGACACAGGGGUGUGAGCCCUGCUUAACAGUGCACAAUACUGUUUACUGCCAUACAGUUGGACUGUACAUUAUGUAUCAUAUCUCAUUCUACCUCAGUUUUGUAUUGCUUAUUAUACUCUGAAAUGUGCAAAAGAAAUGCAACACUGCAAUCAAGAAAAAAGCACAAAUCUUGGUUUAAAAGAUUGUUUUUGUUCUCUAUAUCUAGUAGCAAGUGCCUGUGCCAUUUAAAUGCAGCUACCAAAGUCCAAAGGCUUUACAGUGCCUAUUUGAAGCUAAACAUGUACAGUUUUGUGUGGAAACAUUCUACCUGCAGUGAGGAGGGGUCUGUCCCACAGUGGAGUCUUGUACACAUGUUUUUGAUUAAGUGUUUAUUUGUAAAUGUUUUGAAGAUAAAGGUGACAAACACCUUUUUGUACGCUUACAUUUGUAUUAGUUUGCCUAAUUGGCAAAACACAAAGUUGCA